This is a messenger RNA of Stomoxys calcitrans (stable fly), 4055 nucleotides long. Its product is annotated as zinc finger protein 845-like. Lineage: Eukaryota; Metazoa; Arthropoda; Insecta; Diptera; Muscidae. The coding region runs from base 132 to 3164 and encodes 1010 amino acids. The record is from RefSeq and is a predicted model, not a curated record. The transcript has a single exon.
AAAAAGUGCAAUGAUGAUCAGCACAUCCUAUAUGAUGAGACGGGUCAAGCUAAUGCCAACCAUGAUCUUGUGGGCAAAUAUUUUACCAACGCAGUGAGUCCACCUUUUGGAUACACCCAAUAAAUGAAUGAAUGAAUGAUGAGUUCCAAAAAUGCUUUCAGAUGUUGAAUAUGGAAUGGGAGAAACGACUUCAAUACAUCUGUGGGAAAUGUUGGCAGCAUAUCUGGGAAUUUCAUCAAUUCGAGGAGUCCAUUAUUGAGGCGCAGAAGGGUCAACAUCUGCAUACAGAAGCGGCCAAAGAAGUUAAGAUAAAGCCUGAGUUGAAUUUGCAUAUAAAUCAGCAGGAAGUACAACUGGAGUUAAGCGCUAACACGGAAGAAUCAACCAAACCGCCAGCCCUUACCUUUGAUAUAAAAACUGAAGAACCUUUGGAUCUCAACAGUGAUCAUGAAGGGAUAUCGCCUCAGGAUGAACAGGAUCAUUUAACGAACGAAGAAAUGUUGCUUACGAUGCCCAGUGCAAAAUACAAUUCAACCUUACGGAAUGACGUUGAAUCCAAUGAAGAUUAUAGCUCGAGUGAUGGCAUGCCCCUAACAUCUUUGGGUCACACCAAUCUCUUCUCUUUAGAAAACAAAGUUUCUGCUACAAAUAGGUCAGUAGAGGACUUUGAUGAACUGGUAGCUUUGUGGCGUUCCUCCUUGGAAUGUGAAAUUUGCCAUCAGCUGGUGGUUAGCUAUUCCCAGUUGAAGGAACAUUUUAGCAAACACCAUGCUUCAGAAGGAUGUUACCUCAUGUGUUGCAAAUUGAGGCUGGAAACACGUUACGAUAUUGAAAACCACAUACGUUAUCAUAAUGCUCCGCAGCAACUAAAAUGUGAAGCCUGUUGCAAGGCUUUCCGAUUGAUGGCAUAUUUAAGAAAACACAAUAAAAUUGUCCACACCGGCAGGGGAGGAGACAAAAAUGCUAAAGACAACAAGAAAUUGGAAGGAAAAUAUGGCUGCUGUAAGUGUUCGAAAGACUUUGCAACGGAGAAACAAUUGAAUCAACACAAUCUUGAUGUCCAUAAACCCAAGAUUUAUAAAUGUAACGUUUGUGAAAAAACGUUUAUGCGUCCGUAUGCACUACGCGAGCAUUUGGCGGGCCACAAAGGCAAGCAACCGCAUGCCUGCUCCGUUUGUUCCAAAGCAUUCACUUGGCGAUCUAAUUUCUGCCAACAUAUGCGCAAAUCUCAUCCACAGGAAUGGCAGAAGAUGCAAGACGAGGAGGCCCAAAGAGAACGAGAAAAAUAUAGGUAUCGGCGAGAAACUCGAGGAAAUGGUAUGGUCUAUGUUUGCAUUUAUUGUUUCAAGGAGUAUGACAGUCGGUUCUCCAUGUACUAUCAUGCCAAGCGAUGUCAAAUGUAUAAUACACCAAAAGAGCCUAAAAAGGGGUUUCGGCUUAAUACCCGGGAAGAGCAGGCGGAGCAGAUAUCAAUGAUUUCUGAACCCACCGCACCAGCUGAAAAAGUGGACAUAAAGCCUGAGCUGAAUAAAAAUCGUCAGGAAAUACAACAGGAAGUGGUGUUGCAUAAUGCCAUAGGAUUAAGCGCUAGCACUGAAAAUUCAAUCAAACCUUCUGAUCUUAACUUUGAUAUAAAGUCUGAAGAACCCUUGGAUCUUAACAGUGAUCAUGAAGGGAUGUCGCCUCAGGAUGGGCAGGACCAUUUAACAGAUGAAGAAAUGUCUCUGAUGAUGUCCAGUAGACAAGAAAAUCCAUCUUUACAGAGUGACAAUAAAUUCAAAGAAGAUUAUUAUUCGAAUCAUGACUUGCCCUCAUCAUCUCUUGGCCAGACCAAACAUUGUACCUCAGACAAUUGCACUUCUGCUACAAAAAAGUCAGCUGAGGAGUUUGAUGAAGUGGUAGCUUUGUGGCGUUCCCCCUUGGAAUGUGAAAAUUGCCAUCAGCUUGUGGCCAGCUAUUCCCAGUUGAAGGAACAUUUUAGCAAAUACCAUGCGUCAGAAAGAUGUUACCUUAUGUGCUGCCAGAUGAGACUGGAAACUCGUUAUGAUAUUGAAAACCACAUAGGUUAUCAUAAUGCCCCGCAGCAGCUUAGAUGUGAUACCUGUUGCAAGGUUUUCCGUUUGGUGAAAUAUUUAAGAAACCACGAAAAAAUUGUCCACACCAGCAAAGCAGUAGACGAAAAAGCUAAAGACAGCGAGAAGUUGGAAGGAAAAUAUCGUUGCAGCAAGUGUUCGAAGGACUUUGCAACAGAACAACAUUUGAAUAAUCACAGUUUGAAUGUCCAUAAACCGAAGAAUUUGGAAUGUAACUUUUGUGGAAAAUCUUUUACGCGUUCGAAUGUACUGCGCCAGCAUGUGGCUAGCUACCAUAUGGGCAAAUCUCAUCCCAGGGGAUGGAAGAAGAUGCAAAACGAUGCGGCCCAAAACGAGACUAAAAUGGAGUAUCGGCUUGAAACUCGGGGAGAGAGUACUAUCCAUAUUUGCAUUUAUUGUUCCAAAGAGUAUGUAAAACGGGUUUCCAUGCAGAAUCAUAUUUGGCGAUGGCAUAGAGACAAUCGACCAAUACAUCAUAAUAAAGGAUAUCGGCGAGAAGUUCGGGGAGAGAGUAUGGUCUAUGUUUGCAGUUAUUGUUCCCAGGAGUACAAAAAGCGAUGUUCCAUAUACCAUCAUAUUGAGCGUUGUCAAGGAAACGAUAAACCAAUAGAACCGAAAAAGGGUUAUCGGCGAGAAACUCGGGGAGAUAAUAUGGUCUAUGUUUGUAUAUUUUGUUCUAGGGAGUAUCCAAAGCUGCAAUCCAUACACUAUCAUAUCUACCGUACCCAUAGAGACGAAGCAUCCUUAGCGAAGCAGGAACCAACGCCAUCUGUGCAGCAGCAACCGAUACAUAGUCGACGAACUCAAAUUAGUCAAGACUCAGGGUCCCAUAGUAAUGAGGUAGCCAACAUAACACCAGAUGGUUAUAACAAUAAUGAACUUGGCAAAGAAGAAGAAGAAAAUUCAUUGAUGACCCCUAUAGUGGUCAAAGUGCUGAAAGAUGAUGAAAAUGCAACAAAUGCUUUGGGAAAUAAGGAAAUGGAUGAACAUAAAAUGCCACAAGAAUUUGAAGAAGCUACUUGGGAAAGUGAAGAAUCUAUAAAAUCCGAGGAAGAAUUUAUUGAGCUUUAAGCAAAUGCUUAAGACCUUAGUUGGAAUAUUGAAAAAGCCAAACUGCAAAAAAACAAUUGUUUAAAUAAGCCAAAAUCAUCCUGGCCAAUCGCUUGAGCUAUUUAGAUACCACAUAUGUACGAGUGUAUAUUUUCUCAUUUUGCCCUAUGAAAUCAGCUGUUUUUGAUAUAUUAUGUCAGGUAAAGACAUCCUAACAGCUGCUUUCUUACUAUGGAAACAUCUGGCUGUAAUGUACAAAUCUUCGCCCGAUAUCUCAAAAUCAGCUGUUGUUAUUGUGGGAAAAGAGCUGCUGGGAUGACAUGUGCUUAGUAGAACAGAAUUAGCUAAUUUUAUAGAGAAAAGCCUCCAGACCCCCAGAUUUGUCUAUAAUGACAGCUAUACCUAUAUCUGCGUAUGGUAGAAAUACGCAUUUCUGUCAAAUUCAGCUUAUCAUCUCAAGUUUUAAUGACUACCGUAAUUACAACUGGGGCCGAAUUACCGCAUACGUGAUCCAGUGUGCUGUUGUAUCGAAUGAAACUUCAUCUCGUAUUUAAUAGAUGUUAUACCACUUUUAUAUACAUCUUAAUGUAAAAUUUUUUAAAAAUUAUGAUCGAUUGGAACAUUAGCGCUCUUAAAUUUCAAAAAUCCUCGUUCGAUAAAGAAAUGCAUAAUUCACAAUAGAGGUGUUACUCGUUCACGUAUGCGGUAAUUCGGCCCCUGACACACACACACACUGGGGCGAUAUAAAAAAACCCCAGAAAAAGAGUUUGUCCUGAAAGCUCAAAACCCUUUAAGGGGUUUGCUUUAAUGACCUAGUGAUUUCAUCCCCAUGUGGAAUUAUUCACCCCCAGAUUUGCUGCUGUAUAAGUAUAAUCAUUGUCUUUAAAUCUAAGCAACUUUGGUUAAUUUAUG